Molecule: messenger RNA, 5063 nt
Organism: Erinaceus europaeus (western European hedgehog)
Lineage: Eukaryota; Metazoa; Chordata; Mammalia; Eulipotyphla; Erinaceidae
Gene: ATP12A
Product: ATPase H+/K+ transporting non-gastric alpha2 subunit
Exons: 23
Coding region: 336-3428 (1030 amino acids)
Biological process (GO): intracellular potassium ion homeostasis; intracellular sodium ion homeostasis; sodium ion export across plasma membrane
Cellular component (GO): membrane
Molecular function (GO): ATP binding; ATP hydrolysis activity; P-type sodium:potassium-exchanging transporter activity
Source: RefSeq, a predicted model, not a curated record
GCAGCUCUGCAGAGCGCCCAGGUGAGCACAGGGCCGGUGCUCAGCCACCUAGUGUUUACCAACUGUCCACCAACUGGACCCCACGUGCUCCUCCACCUGCUUGCUGGGACCCCUGUGUGCAGAGACACCUGGCUGCAGGGACCCCUCUGUGCACAGACACCUGGCCAGAAGGACCCCUCUGUGCACAGACACCUGGCCCUUGGACCCUUCUGUGCAAGGACACCUGGCCAGAAAGAUUCUGCUGUGCAUGGACAACUGACUGCAGGGAGCCCCUUGAGCUCCUGCUACCUGCCUGCCAGGACUCCUCUCUGUGGCCUGUGUCCCCCAGCAGCCUGAUGGGCCAGAAAACUCCUGAAAUUUACUCUGUGGAGCUCAAUGGAGCCAAAAACAUGCAGCAGGUGCAUAAGGUGGGUGGCCAGGAGAAGCAGAUCGGCCUGAAGAGACACCCGCAGGAGCUCCAGAAAGAACUGGAUCUGGAUGACCACAAGCUAAGCAAUAAGGAUCUGGAGAGAAAGCACGACACCAACAUUGUCACGGGGCUGAGCAGUACCCAGGCCACAGAGCGCUUGGCCCGGGAUGGGCCCAACACCCUCACACCACCCAAGGAGACCUCAGAGGUUGUCAAGUUCUUCCGGCAGAUGGUGGGUGGCUUUUCCAUCCUGCUGUGGAUUGGAGCAGUCCUGUGCUGGAUCGCAUAUGGGAUCCAGUAUUCCAAUGACAAGUCUGCGUCCCUGGACAAUGUGUACCUGGGAUCCGUGCUUGCCCUGGUGGUCAUUUUCACAGGGGUCUUUGCCUACUACCAGGAGGCCAAAAGCACCAACAUCAUGGCCAGCUUCAGCAAGAUGAUCCCCCAGCAAGCUCUGGUGGUCCGAGACUCAGAGAAGAAGACUGUGCCUGCCGAGCAGCUGGUGGUGGGGGACAUUGUGGAGGUUAAGGGAGGGGACCGUAUUCCUGCUGACAUCCGGCUGCUGUCUGCCCAGGGCUGUAAGGUGGAUAACUCUUCUCUCACGGGAGAGUCUGAGCCUCAGUCCCGCUCCUGUGAGUUCAGUCAUGACAGCCCCCUGGAGACCAAGAAUAUUGCCUUCUACUCCACCACUUGCCUGGAAGGCACAGCGACAGGCAUGGUCAUCAACACGGGGGACCGCACGGUCAUAGGCCAGAUUGCCUCCCUGGCUUCAGGUGUGGGGAAUGAGAAGACCCCCAUAGCUCUGGAGAUUGAGCACUUUGUCCACAUCGUGGCGGGUGUGGCAGUCUCCAUCGGCGUUCUCUUCUUCAUCAUCACUGUGUCCAUGAAGUACCGUGUCCUGGACUCCAUCAUCUUCCUCAUAAGCAUUAUCGUGGCCAACGUGCCCGAGGGCCUGCUGGCUACUGUCACCGUGACCCUGUCACUGACAGCCAAGCGCAUGGCCAAGAAGAACUGCCUGGUGAAAAACCUGGAGGCAGUGGAGACCCUGGGCUCCACGUCCAUCAUCUGCUCUGACAAGACCGGCACUUUGACGCAGAACAGGAUGACUGUGGCCCACCUGUGGUUUGACAACCAGAUUUUCAUGGCGGACACUAGCGAGGAUCACUUGAAUCAAGUGUUUGAUCAGAGCUCUGGAACCUGGACUUCCUUAUCGAAGAUCAUAGCCUUGUGUAACCGGGCCGAGUUCACACCAGGGCAGGAGAGCGUUCCCAUUAUGAAGAAAGCUGUGGUUGGUGAUGCCUCUGAGACAGCUCUGCUAAAAUUCUCAGAGGUCAUCCUGGGGGACGUCAUGGACAUUCGCAAAAGACAUCACAAAGUUGCUGAAAUCCCUUUCAACUCAACCAACAAGUUCCAGCUCUCCAUCCACCAUAUGGACAACCCCAGCGACCCACGCUUCCUCCUGGUGAUGAAGGGGGCACCGGAGCGGAUCUUGGAGAAGUGUAGCACCAUCAUGGUUAAUGGGCAGGAGCAGCUCCUAGAUGCUAGCAUGGCAGAGGCCUUCCACACGGCCUACAUGGAGCUGGGGGGCCUGGGAGAGCGCGUACUGGGGUUUUGCCACCUCUACCUGCCAGCAGACGAGUUUCCAGAAACUUACUCCUUUGAUGUGGAUGCUAUGAACUUUCCCACUUGCAACCUCUGUUUUGUGGGACUUUUGUCAAUGAUUGACCCUCCUCGGUCCACUGUUCCUGAUGCAGUUACCAAGUGCCGGAGUGCAGGGAUCAAGGUCAUUAUGGUGACAGGUGACCAUCCCAUUACUGCCAAAGCCAUUGCCAAGAGUGUCGGCAUCAUUUCAGCCAACAGUGAGACGGUGGAGGACAUUGCAAAACGUCUCAACAUUGCUGUGGAGCAGGUUAAUAAGCGAGAUGCCAAAGCCGCCGUGGUGACAGGCACAGAGCUGAAAGACAUGAAUCAGGAGCAGCUGGAUGAGCUCCUGGCCAACUACUCGGAGAUAGUCUUUGCCCGGACUUCCCCCCAGCAGAAGCUGACCAUCGUGGAAGGCUGUCAGAGGAUGGAUGCAGUGGUGGCUGUGACCGGGGAUGGUGUGAAUGACUCCCCAGCACUGAAGAAGGCAGACAUUGGAAUCGCCAUGGGGAUCGCGGGCUCAGAUGCGGCCAAGAACGCAGCAGACAUGGUGCUUCUGGACGACAACUUUGCAUCCAUUGUCACGGGGGUGGAGGAGGGCCGCCUGAUCUUUGAUAAUCUGAAGAAAACCAUUGCGUACACGCUGACCAAGAACAUCGCAGAGCUGUGCCCCUUCCUGAUUUACAUCAUGGCAGGCCUGCCCCUGCCCAUUGGCACCAUCACUAUCCUCUUCAUCGACCUGGGCACAGACAUCAUCCCAUCCAUCGCCUUGGCUUAUGAGAAAGCAGAAAGUGACAUCAUGAACAGGAAGCCUCGCCACAAGAAGAAGGACAGGCUGGUCAAUGCACCCCUGGCCAUAUAUUCCUACUUGCACAUCGGCCUCAUGCAAGCACUGGGAGCCUUUGUGCUGUACUUCACCGUGUAUGCCCAGCAAGGUUUCCGCCCCAACACCCUCCUGAACCUGCGGGUAGACUGGGAGAAGGACUCUGUGAAUGACCUGGAGGACAGCUACGGACAAGAAUGGACAAGGUACCAGCGGAAAUACCUUGAGUGGACAGGCUACACGGCUUGCUUUGUUGGCAUCAUGAUCCAGCAGAUCUCAGAUCUGAUCAUCCGGAAAACUCGAAGGAAUUCUCUCUUCCAGCAGGGCCUCUUCAGGAAUAAAGUAAUCUGGGUGGGGAUCACCUCACAGAUCCUCAUUGCCUUAGUCCUGUCCUAUGGCCUGGGGAGCGUCACUGCCCUGAACUUCACCAUGCUCCGGCCUCAGUACUGGUUCGUGGCCAUCCCUCAUGCCAUCUUGAUCUGGGUAUAUGAUGAGGUCCGGAAGAUGUUCAUCCGACUCUACCCAGGAAGCUGGUGGGAUAAGAACAUGUACUACUAAGAUGCCUCGACUGCCCUGGCUCCUGGCCACAUGAGGGAUGUCCUUCUACACUGUUCUGCUGCUGGCUAGAAGUGGCUUCAGAGAGGCUGUCACCCCAGCACCCACAGAAGGUGGGGUCCUUUGAAAGAAGCUGGUGAGAGGAUCAAGUCCCAGAUUCAGCUGCCCAUCAUGUGCAGACCUGUGCCCCUUUCCGUCUUUAAUGUUGUGUGAGUGUCUAGGUGACAGGGUAGUGAGGAUGCUCUUGUUAUCAGUGUGUGUGAUCUAGAUACCUGCCGGGUUCCCCCUGCCCCUUGGAACUCUGCACAGGACAGUUCAGUCCUAUGCCCUCCCUAUGGUUUCCUUGAAUCCAGAGCACUUCUAUUUUCAUUCCCACCUUGCUCCUGGAAGGCUAUUUUGGCCAAAAGUUUGCUAGAGAUGGAAAGUAGUGACAGGUUUACAUCACUGCUACUGAAUCGGAGGUACUCACAGCUGGCUGCCCUCCACUCUCAUUCCUGGGCCCAACUUCUUCCCUCACAAGCCAUUUGGCACCUCUUCCCACCUGGACUCCCCUGUGCCCUCACACCCACCACGCACUCUGUCAUACUGAGUUCCAGUCCAUUUGGCACAUGAAACUCCAACUUGUCAGCUGACUCAAAUGAGCUUUUGCCAGGAUUCACACUCAGGAGCAAGUCCUUGUGGCUUACAGCCCAGGAGAGAUCUGAGGUGGUAGAGCACAGGACUUGCAGACAUGAAGUCCUGAGUUCCAACAUAGACCUGUAUAUGCCAGAGUGAUUCAGACCACUUCUCUCCCUCCUCCUCCUCCUUCUCCUUCCUCUCUCUCUCUCUCUUUCUCUCCCUCUCUUUCUCUUUCAAUAAGUAAAUCUUAAACAUAUAAAAGCCAGCAUCAAAAGACAAAGGCUAUGAUACUUAUUUCUUAGAAAGUUCUCUCCAGGUUGUGGGGACAAAGGAACCCUCCUGCACUCAUGGUGGGAAUGUCAAUGGGUCCAAUCCCUGUGGAGAGCAGUCUGGAGAACUUUCAGAAGGCUAGAAGUGGACCUACCUUAUGACCCUGCAAUUUCUCUCCUGGGGAUAUAUCCCAAGGAACCAAACACAUCCAUCCAAAAAGACCUGUGUACACCUAUGUUCAUUAAGCACAAUUUGUAAUAACCCAAACCUAGAGGAAACCCAGGUGUCUAACAACUGAUGAGUGACUGAGCAAGUUGUGGUCUAUAUAUACAAUGGAAUAUUACUCAGCUAUUAAAAAUGGCGAAUUCACCUUUUUUGUCCCCUCUUGGAUGGAGCUUGAAGGACUAUGUGAAGUGGGAUAAGUCAGAAACAGAAGGAUGAAUAUGGGAUGAUCUCACCCAUGGACAGAAGUUGAAAAACAAGAUCAGAAGGGAAAACACACAGAAGAACUUGGACUACAGUUGGUGUAUUGCACCAAAGUAAAGGACUUUGGGGUGUAGGGGGAGGGCUCAGGUCUUAGAACAUGAUGGCAGAGGAGGACCUAGUGUGGGGGGGUUUAGACUGUUAUGUGGAAAAAUGAGAAAUUUCACACAUGUGCCAACUACUGCAUUUUACUAUUGACUGUAAGCCAUUAAUCCCCCCACUAAGGAAAAAGAAAAAGAGGGGAAAAAUAAAGUUCUCUCCACAUGA